AUGCUCGACACUCACGACGAACCUCAUCAAGUGCCUGUCCAUGGCAUCUAUUUUGACAAGGUCUGGAUAGUAGGAAAUGCCGGAUCAAAGGUGACAAAUGGGGACAUGAGGAUUAUCCGGAAAUAUGUGCGUGCCAGCCGCCUUUUUAUCCCCCGAGACGGAGCCAAGCAUAUGCCGGACUGUCUGCCAGUCGAGAUCCCCGUCCCAGAGAGCGCAACACCUGCAGUCUAUGUGGGCAUCUCGUGGGUCGCCAUCCAGCAUGUGUUUAUGCGGGACAAGACCAAGGUCAACAAGGUUUCUUUCGGGGGCAACACGGAAAGCUUCGACCUGAGGGCGGAGCCUUCCAACGUCGUGGCGGAGAUCAACACAAUCUUCCAUGAAGAAUGUACUUCAUAUGCGGACAACGGGGGGCUCUAUCAGUAUGCUCCUGCUAUACCUCGCGACUGUUUUUGGAACCCUUUCCAGAGAGGAAUUCUUGUUUCACUCACCGGAGAUGCCCAAACAAUUGGUCCCGUCUGGAAACAGAUGAAAGGCGUCGAGGCGGAGGUACCCUUCGAUCAAUCCUUAAAACUGUCAAGCCAGUCCUGGACCGAGCAUGUCCAGAAUUUGUCAAUAGCAAACGCCGCAAGCGAGGAGUUCCGUUCUCAUCUCGAGACGAGGAAUAAUAUGAGAGUUAAGUUGGCACUGCAAUUGGGAAAGAAGCUCAAGGACUUGGUCUACGAUAGGGAACAAGUGGUGUUCAAGUGGGAUGGCAUGAUCCACGUGAGUCUGCCAAACGAGGGCGACAUAGAACCGCUCACGACUGACGGCGCCGCAACACAGGAAAACACUGUCGAUUCCAAAGAGCCUCCCGUGUCACCCGAUGAGCCCAUCGACUCCAAGAAUUGA
This is a messenger RNA of Fusarium fujikuroi IMI 58289, 888 nucleotides long. RefSeq lists its product as uncharacterized. The coding region runs from base 1 to 888 and encodes 295 amino acids. The transcript has 2 exons. The record is from RefSeq and is a predicted model, not a curated record. NCBI's taxonomy places the organism in Eukaryota, Fungi, Ascomycota, Sordariomycetes, Hypocreales, Nectriaceae.